Ruditapes philippinarum (Manila clam) is the source of this 10010-nucleotide messenger RNA. RefSeq names its product fibrillin-1-like. The record is from RefSeq and is a predicted model, not a curated record. The coding region runs from base 157 to 7455 and encodes 2432 amino acids. Lineage: Eukaryota; Metazoa; Mollusca; Bivalvia; Venerida; Veneridae. Gene Ontology annotation, molecular function: calcium ion binding. Gene Ontology annotation, biological process: cell-matrix adhesion. The transcript is spliced from 49 exons.
UCGGCAAAAACUAUUGUACAAGUUGAAAAUAUUACUUAUAUUUGAUAAGUUUUAUUUAUAUUUGGAAUGUGUUCAAAUGAGAACAAAAGAAGAAAUUCACUAGUGCGUGCUAAGAAAAUAAUUUCGUCUACUGUCGCAGGUGAUUGAACAAUUGCAAUGGUACAGAUUAAGAAGUGUUUGUCUAUAGUACUUGUAGUGUACGCAGGAAUACAUGCCGUCGUUUCAUUGGACGUUGACUGUAACGUCUUGGUGGGAAGCACAGAUGCAUUUUGUAACAUGCUUGUAAACAACAGCGCGUGCUGGGAUGGCACGUGCAAAUGUGUUGACGGAUUCAUGGAAACUGGGAAUGGUGAAUGUAUUGAAGAUAAAGAUGAGGUUUCGAGCAGCAGUGAAUAUGGAAUAGUUGACAGUUUCGAAUGGAUCAACAAAAAAGUGGAAACAGAAACCAUUGUUCGAGAUGAAGUUAAAAGCAGCGUGUAUGAGAUGGAACUUCCAAAUCUAAAGGAAGUGACAGAUGCAGAUGAUUACCUGGAAAGAUAUCGGCGACAAGAUACAGGUUUAGAGGGUUGUGGUGAAGAGCCAGAAACAGCUUCUCUGUUACUGGAUUAUGGUUCAGCACUACAAGAUACUAGCAUUGCUAGGUCAAAUGAUGGAUGUACAAAAUUAGAAUUUGCCUUCAAGCUUCCAUUUCUAAAGACACUAGGCUUCAAUGCCGUAUAUGUAUGCGUGAAUGGGGUGGUUUCAUUUGGAUCACCAUUAGAGAGUCCAGAUCCACCGUCGAACAAUGUAAAACAACCCUAUUUGUCAGGUCGCUACGUAGCCUGUCCGUAUUUUGCUGAUAUAGAUAUUUCCUCCGUCGGAAAUAUAUGGUACCAUGCUUAUAGUGCUGCGGCGGGUGAUCUUAGCAAUGACAGUACUGAAAAGAAGGUGGUUGAAGAGUAUGUGCACAGCAUAUAUAAUCCAACGUUUGAGUCGAUUUUCCUUUUGAAAGUGACAUGGGCAGCUUGUCGACGAAGUGGUGGACUAGCUGACGAGACAGUCACGAUGCAAAUGACCUAUGUGUCAGAUCUGAAUAAUGCAUAUAUGUUUUACACAUAUGUUGACGGAGAAAUGAAAUUCAAAAACGGAAGACAAUUUAUCGGUGUUGUAGCAAACGGACUGCCUAAUGGUCUGGUAGACAGUGCAGAUUUUACUACCCUAAAAAGACCUGAUCAAUUUCUUAAUUUAAAAAAUCGUAACGGCCUUGUAGCAUACUCAGUGGGGUCUGUUACACCUUUUGACAGCGAGAGUGUGUGUAUAAGAUGGGUACAAGGGGAGCUAGCAAAUUUAGCAAACUAUGAAUCAGCAGUCAGGAACCGACUACCUAUAUGUCCAUGUAACCGGUUUGUGGCACGUCUUAUGAAUAACUUCAUCUUUGUCGGUGAGGAAGGUGGAACUAUUACAUACGCGGCUGCACCUUCGGCGUCUUAUGCACCCUAUGGACAGACAUGCACAUAUCGAAGGAACGGCUUUAUUCGUAGCCGGCCAAGAAGAGCCGGUCGUUUUCAAAGAUACAAUCAGAUAUCGCAUCCUGACCUUCAUCAACAAGAUUUGAUUUACAAGGAUAUUUGUUGUACACAAUCGAAUCUGUGUCGUCUCUAUUAUGCAGUAAGACCUCGAAUUCAGAGUUGUUUUUUCAUUCCUAUAUUCGUUAUAGGAUUUGGUAGAGGCGAUCCUCAUUUUGCUACACUUGAUGGACUCGAUUAUACAUUCAAUGGCCUUGGAGAAUACUUGCUUAUAAAACACAAUGUCGCAAAUCCAAAACUAGAAAUUCAAACACGGACUGCAAGGCUUGCGACCACAGACGGACUAUCAGAGGCUACAGUUUUCUCUGCGUUUGUAGUUAAAGGCUUAGAAAAUUUCGUCCAAGUUGAAAUCAAGACCGGCGGAAUGAGUGUGGCGGUUAAAAUUGGAGAUAAUAACUGGAUAGACUUAACAAGUGAUUUUGAAAGUAAUACGCUCUCCUUCACAGAGAGUGAUUUAAAUCUAAAACGAGAAGACAAAGAACUAGUGGCAUUCUUUAACGCAAUAGGUGUUCGAUUUACCGUGUCAGAAAGUAAUGGUCUACUGCAGUACAGCAUUUCUUUUGCGGGUGAUGAUUUUAAAGGUCAAAUGAUCGGGUUACUAGGUAACUUCAAUGGUGAUAAAUCGGAUGACUUGAUUCCAAAAGGAAGUACAACUUCUAUACCUGAUACAUCCAACGACAAAGAAAUAUUUCAACAGUUUGGAAAGACAUGGAUAACCACUGCAGAGGAAAGCAUAUUUAAAUAUGCCGAAGGAAAAAGCCACGAUCAAUUUAGCUUUCCGGAUUUCGUACCAAAGUUUCUAGCAGAUAUUGAUCCGGCAAAGUUGGAAGAAGCCAAAAUACAAUGUGGUGGUGAAAACGAGAUAGAAUGUAUUUUUGAUUAUUCUAUAACCAACGACUUGAACGUUGCCCAAGAUACCAAAUUAGCUGUUGGAAAGGCAGUUGAAGACAAAGCACUUGCAGCCAACGAAAUUCCUAACGUUGCACCAAGUAGCGGAGCAAUAGAAAAGGAUGAAUUAUACUAUAUUCAUACUAUGAUCAAUGAGAAUAAGAAGAUUGUUGUAGUAGGGCAAGAUGACGGCACUGUAACAGCCGAGCUGAUAGAUUCAACAGCAACUGCAACUUUAGCCGCCUCAGCAACUGCUGGGACUUAUGAAAUCAAUUUAUCUGUCCAAAAUGAAAACCCAGUAUCUCUAAGUGUAGUUGUAAAGGACGACAAAGGCGCAGAAUCGCCGGCGUUAGAAUUCAUCAUAGUACUGUGUACCGGCUGUAACUCACGUGGUGUCUGCGACUAUGACAACAUACGUGAAGAUGCGCGGGAAACAGACACUUUCAAAUAUGCAACUUGCACCUGUGAAGAAUAUUAUGACGGUGCCGACUGUGAGAACGACUUUGAUGGAUGUUUUGCUAAACCUUGCUCUGAUCGUGGCUGUACGGACACAGUAGCCGCCGAACACAAAGCCAACCCGAGCUUAAACGCAUUUACAUGUGGUCCAUGCCCAACUGGUUAUGAAGCCGAUGGUGCAAAAUGUAAAGACAUUGAUGAAUGCACGGACACUACAAUAUGUGGUCAACAGUGUAUAAAUAUAGAUGGGAGCUAUAAAUGUGAAUGUAACAAUGGAUACAGACUGGACCCGAAUAAAAAAGACUGUAACGACAUCAAUGAAUGCGAUGAGUCAACAAGUGGAUGUGAACAGAUCUGUGAAAACACGGCUGGAGCAUUUACUUGUUCUUGCCAAACUGGGUUCACUAUAAACGCAGACACAAAAACAUGCGCUAAAGAUGCUGCUUUACCCACCGGAUGUGACGCAAUUGACUGUUCUAAGGCAGAAGGUUGCACGCUUGAUAAGGACAAUAAUGCAAUAUGUUUCUGUAAAGCCGGGUUCAGUCUUCAAGGCGAUAACACGUGCGCAAAUAUAGACGAAUGUACUGCUAGCCCAUGUGAUCAAACUUGCAAAGAUAAUGAAGGAGGGUUUGAGUGUAGCUGUCAUGUUGGAUACAAGCUACAAGACGACAAAGUAUCUUGUAAAGCCUGUGAACCGCCAUUCUUCGGCGCCGACUGUGCAAGUAAAUGUGAGUGCGAUGUUGGCGCCACAAGUUGUGAUCCAGUUCGCGGUUGUGUUUGUGGUGCCGGAUGGACCGGAACUAAUUGUGAAACUGACGUCAACGAAUGUGACACACUGGGUACUUGCACUGACACCGAUAAAGAGUGUGUAAAUAUUGUUGGUUCGUACAAGUGUAGCUGUCUUGCAGGGUACAAAGCCGACGAGAAUGCACAAUGUGUUGAUAUCAAUGAGUGUAAUGAUAUAAAUCUGAAUACAUGUGAAAAAGUGUGCACGAAUACACCAGGUGGAUUCUCGUGCAGCUGUCCUUCAGGCUACAGAGUUGACCCUACGGAUUCAAAGAAAUGUAUAGACAUAGACGAAUGUACAGAUGGGGUAUCUGGCUGUGAACAUAUCUGUGUGAACAACAUCGGCCGAUACAGCUGUUUGUGUAAAUCUGGCUAUACCAUAAAUGAUGACAGAAAAACGUGUACCCUCUCUGAGGAUCCAUGCGCGGCGUUUACUGCCGUCAGCUGCUCACAUAUCUGUGAGUUUGUUAAUGAUGCCCCCAAGUGCUCGUGCAGAAUUGGGUUCAUUCUUGGUGAUGACGACCAAACAUGUAUUGAUAUCAACGAAUGUGAUCCAAACGAGAACUUGAAUAAAUGCAGUGAGAAAGAUACAUGUGUCAAUGUGAACGGUGGCUUCACUUGCUCUUGCAGUCCCGGGUUCAAGCUGGAAAACGACAAGUUUACUUGUACAGCAUGCGACUCCGAACACUAUGGUGUCAAUUGUGCAAAUGAGUGUGCUUGUGGCGCUGGGGCUGAAAAGUGCGAUCCUGUAACGGGCUGUGUUUGUAAAGAAGGCUGGAGCGGCGAUAAAUGUGAUGUUGACAGAAACGAAUGCGUUGACUCGCCGUGCACGGCGGCCAACACGGAGUGCGUGAAUAUUCCCGGCAGUUACCAGUGCCCGUGUAAAUCGGGUUACAAAGAAAAUGCAAAUAACGUAUGUGAAGAUAUUGACGAAUGUGCGAGUACCGCUAGUAUUUGCGAGCAGAAAUGUGACAAUACUGUAGGUAGCUAUACAUGUUCAUGCUUUGCUGGCUUUGUGGAGAAAGAUGGUAAAUGCGAAGAUAUUGACGAAUGCCAAAGUCAACAUGACUGUACUCAAGUAUGUACCAACUCACUUGGAAGCUACAGGUGUUCCUGUAACGAUGGAUACAACCUUGACCUUACAGACAGGGUCACGUGCACAGCCGCUGAAACGUGUGUGACCAAUCCAUGUGGAUUAAACACGGACUGUGCUGUAAUUAGUGGGACAGCAACAUGUACGUGCAAGGCAGGUUUCAAGUUCGUUACAGGAUCCACAACAGUAUGUGAAGAUAUACUUGAAUGCAAUUUUGACCCAAGUCCCUGCUCACAAGACUGUGCUGAAACUCCUGGAGGAUAUACUUGCUCGUGUAACUUGGACGGAUUUAAGUUAGACACGGACAGGAGCACGUGCAUUGAAUGCACUGAUAAUACAUAUGGUAACGAUUGCACACAGCCUUGCAAUUGUGUGGUUGCAAACACAGAAUCGUGUAGUAAUGUUGAUGGUGCGUGCACGUGUAAGGAAGGAUGGAAUGGCGCCACGUGCGCAGAUAACAUUGAUGAAUGCCCCACAGUCACGUGUCCUGAGAAUUCGGCAUGCGUCGACACUGAAGGUUCUUACUAUUGUAAAUGUGCAGCUGGAUAUGUAUUGACAAGCGAAAACGUCUGUCAAGUGUGUAAUGAAGGGACAUACGGAGAAAACUGUGGACAGAAAUGUGCCUGUAUUACCAGCAAAACAGAGACCUGUAAUGCCGUUGACGGCUCGUGUACAUGUAAUGGUGGCUGGGAAGGGACUAUAUGUAAUCAAAAUAUAAAUGAGUGUACGAGAAACACGUUCGACUGUCCGGCAGAUUCUACAUGCCAGGAUACCCAAGGAUCAUAUGUCUGCAACUGUAAUAUUGGGUUUAUAAAGACAGCAGACGAUAUGUGCAAAGUUUGUGAGCAAGGAUCUUUCGGUCAAAAUUGUGAGAAUGUUUGCGCAUGCGUACCAAGUAAUACCGCAUCUUGUAAUUCUGUGGAUGGAACUUGUACAUGUAAAGCUGGCUGGGAGGGCACAACGUGUAAUCUGAAUAUAAACGAAUGCACGAGAAACACGUUCACGUGUCCACUUUUAUCCACGUGUGAAGAUAACGACGGCUCAUAUGUGUGUAAUUGCAAUGCAGGCUAUCAAAAAGAUAGCAACCAGCAGUGUAUAGACAUCAAUGAAUGCACGGCAAAUACCGACAAUUGUAAUCAGAAAUGCACCAACACGAUUGGUUCUUUUACGUGCUCAUGUGACAUAGGAUAUUCUGGAACCGGAAAUGAUUGUACACAGUGUUCCGCAAGUUGGGGAGAACAAUGUGCUAAUCCGUGUAACUGCAACGGUGAUAAUACAGUACGUUGUGAUCACGUGACCGGAUGUGUAUGCAAAGCUGGUUGGCAAGGCGUCACGUGCGCUGAUGAUGUCAACGAGUGUGAUACAAACCCGUGUGGUGCUAACGAAUUAUGCACGAAUAAUGUAGGAAGCUACACAUGUGCUUGCAAGACAGGGUAUAUAAAAGAUCAAGAUGUUUGCAACGCAUGCACUAACAAUGGAUACGGCGACAAUUGUGGAACGUCAUGUAACUGUGUUAACGCCAAUACAUUAGUCCCAACACAAUCAUGUGACCAUAUCACCGGAACUUGUCGCUGUAACGCAUUCUGGGAAGGUUCUCGGUGUCAAACAGACAUAAAUGAAUGUACAAACAAUACGGACAAUUGUACGAAGGACAAUGAGGGUUGCCAUAAUACAGUGGAAGGGUUCGAGUGCUCGUGUGUGCUGGGCUAUGUAAGAGAUACAAACGGAAAUUGUGUCACAGAUACUUCCCCGGGAGUAACCACCGCGGCACUUCCAGCGGCGACAGUUUCGAUCAACAUUGUACUGACUUUGGAACAUACUUUAACAGGAAAUUUACAAGUUACCUUAACAAAUGCUCAAUAUAAAGAGGAAUUCAAGACAAAGAUGACAGCAUAUUUAAGGAGAGUCCUCGGUGAUGUCACGUUCACUGUCACCGUCAACAGUAUAACGUCAGGCAGUUUGGUGGCCGAUUACAAUGUUGUUUUACCUAAGACGUCAUUACCUGACCUUGGCAAGGCAAAUGGCGACCUGGCAUCCCACAAGGAAAACAUAACACUCUUUGAUCAAACAAGUCCAGUUAACAGAGCUGUCGUAGAAAACACGUCAAUACCAACAGGACAGAACGCCGCGUCAGACGCCCUUACAUGUAAAGCUUAUGAAGCUUCUAUAAAUAACUGCAAUACAGAUUAUACAUGUAUGGUCAAAAAUGGAAAACCAGUUUGCGAGCCUGAUGAGGAGGACAAUUUUCCGUUGAUAUUUGGCCUCGGUUUCGGUAUUCCAAUGUUCCUAUUAUGUGCUCUAGCCAUAUUUGUCCUGGUAUGGUUCAUACGCAGCAGAAACAGAAAACGCGCCAAAAGAAGGGAAAUACCAGACGACCGGAGCAGUUCUCUUUUUGGUCACAGAUUACCCGUGCGAGUUAUCACAGGAGUGCCAGGACCUUUCAGUGUAUCACCAGAAACACGUGCUUACGAACCCUCCGAACACUCGAGUGAAACGUCUGAUUUUGAUUACAGAUUUGAUAGAUUUGAGAAUGAACCGACAAGGCCUGGUCAGUCUACCUGGAACUACCUCUUUCAUACAAGCCGUGGCGACGAUAAGUAUCAUAUAAGACGGCCAAAAGUGGAACAAGAAGCGUGGGGACGUUAUACAUACGACAACUAUUACUGAUGAUAGUAAAUUAGACAUUACCACACGAGAUUCUCGUCUGCGUCAUGAGAAUGCGCAGACAACAAUUUUCGGCGUAGAUUACAUUCUACAUUUCAUAUACUUUACAGAACGGAUAUUACCAUACAUUUAUAAUAUAGAUUAUAUAUUUGGAAAGAUUUUUUUUGGAGUUGCUUGUUCAAGCAACCAACAUAUUUUUGAUAAUUCCAUCAAUUUCAAGAGUUAAGAGAUGCUUGAUUAUAAUGUAUUUAUCUGGUCAUGCCCUACAUUAUAGUGAAAGAAUUAUUUAAAACGCUUUCGUUUUGUUAACACAUUUUAACAUUAUUUAACGAUUCAUUUCAUUUGUAAAAAGUUCAAAAAUACAUUAUAAGACGAAUGGAAACAAACCGUGGACCUACUAAAACUAAAAAAUCACCUAGGCGGAUUAAUUCAGUCACCACACUUGUUAAUUAUUAAAACAAUGUCUUAUGCAGGGUACUGUUGAAAUAACAUACCACUAUGUGGUAAAUGAUUUCCUAUAUCAAUACCACACUAUUAUGCCCUGGCAAUUAUUCACGAUAAAGGAAAAUAUGACAUAUUUGUAAAUUAAAUGUUUUUUUGCCAAUGUGUUAGGAUAAAAUAGCUUGUUAAAGCAAUAGUUUUGGAAUGCAUUGCGAUUAAGUACAUACACAUACCUUUACGUGAAGGUGUCUGCCUCUCGACACAGGGAUCUUGUGUUCGAGCCCAACUCUGAUCACGACCAAGUUUCCUCAUUUGACACCAGUACUGUAUAAGUCCAGGAAGCGGACUCGAAAGUGAUUAAUAUAAGUUGUAAGAACUUGUUUUAUAAAACAGGCAUAAACUAAACUAAGUGCAUUUGUUUCAAAAAUUGUUUUUAUUUACUACAUUAAUUUGUUAGAAAUGAACAAAAGAAGCCUGUUUUAAACUAUUAUUUUUUUGCGUUAAUUAUUGUGUAAAAGUACUGUACAAACAAUUAUCUACAUGUUAUGUUUAUUUCAUAUUUUAUAUUGAUAAUAUUUAUUCACAUAAGAAUAUAUAUAUGAUCGUGAUAUUAACUGAAUAUGGUGACAGGAAAAAGUAUUACGUUUGUAACGUUUUAUGUAAAUAUGUGUUUGUUGAAUGUGCCAAUCAUAUCGUUUUAAUUUUUUGUCCCUUAUCUGUCCCUUAGUUGUCCCUUAGUUGCCCCUGAUUGAGUGUGGAGCAUGGAUGGUAAUAAAUUCUUGGUAAAGGUGGUUUGAAUUAAUGAUGACCUUAGCGCGCUAAGAUUACAUUGGUUAAGUCAACAUGCAUUUGAAUUAUUAGCUAUGUGAAAUAUCUUUAAAGGCCCAUUAUGUAUCGGAAACAAAUAUAAUGCUACAACUUUAGAAAAGGGAAACAUGAAUUUUAUAACAUUUAGGUAAUGAUUUUAGAGCAUUCUAGAGGCUUGUAACCUGAAGAAAUUAGCGAUUAAUGUUAAAUAAUGUGUCACAAAAGUAGCAAAAUAUAAAUAAAGUAGUAUUUUGAGUUCCAUACAAACAACUAAAUCCCCACCACUGUACAAACUGACAAAAUACAACAGAUGAAAAAAGUGAUUCAGGUAAUUGACAAUGAGUUACUUUCUUGAAACUUUAAAAAACAUACCAAAAAAAAAAAAAAAAAAUAUUUUGAGAAAUAUAAAUAAAAGCAUUUCUGAUGUAUAAUGGGCCUUUCAGGACACCUACUGAAAAUAGCACCGGAAUAUUUUGUUACGGAGCACUUCUCUUUUUUUUCUAAUUUUGAUAAAAUAUUUCAUCAGAUAUAGCUUUUAUAAACUUUAAGAUAUUUGCCAAAAGAAAACAUUUAAAUGUGUUAAGAACGAAAGUACUAAGCAUACUCAUUUUGAGUAUGCGACCUUGAUUUUGGGACGUACCAUUGUUAGUAUGAGGGGUGUCAACUGUACAAAUUAUAUGUAUCUGUUGUUUUUUGUUUAAUUUAAAUCCUUAAUAAUUGUUGAAUCUUGCCUUUGAUCCACGGGUAACUAUUUCUGUUUCAGCUGCAUUUUGAUCAAUAUUUUAAAGCGGCCUUCAUUUUUUCUCAAGGUUAGAUAUCAUAAUUUUAUUUUAGGUAAACCGUUUAAUAUUGUCAAAUUAAAAGAAUUAAAGUGUUAAAUGAAAUUUGCCGUCGAUAAAAUACAUAAACAAUAAGGAAACCCCUCCAUACCUCGAUUCGUUUCCCGAUCUUCUAUUUUUAGGAACGAACGCCAUUGGUGCCCUAUAAAUAGCUUUCGGUACGCUGUUUUUAUUGCACUUGAUGGGUAAAUGAAGUUGAUUGAAUGUUCUUGUUUGUCACAACGUGAUUUGUUACGUUUUUCAUAUUUAACCUAAUGGAUAUUGUUAAAGUUCUUUCAUAUUAAUCUUGUAAAAUAACUGGGAGAUUUCAAAAAUAUAUCUACAUUUAAGAGUUACUUUAUUUAUUUUAUAUCUUUUUAUUUUUGUUGUCCAAUUUGUAUGACGAACCCGUUUCCAGAUUUUAUCAAACUAUACUGAUUUAUUUCCGUUUUCUAUACGUUUUUAAGUUAAAAAAUAAAUUAUGCAACAGUU